AUGAGUAGCGACGCUGUAAGCAGCAGCGGCAGUGGCAGUGGCAGCAGGGAAGACCCCCUCGACCAACUGAAGAAAAAACAGUUUGAGCAGAAGCAUAUGGAACUUAAGGAAAAACUAAAAAGGCUCAAAAGUGUCAAUAAUAGUGGUGCAAAUGAUGAUGCCAAUAGUGCCGAUUCGGUGAAACACGAAAAGGAGAGUUCGAGCCCAAAGGAGGCUACCACUGAACAGGCCAAAAGUGACAACAAAAGCAAGUUUUUUCAACUGAAGGAAAAGCUGAGAAAACUCAAGGAGGAGUAUAGUGCCCGUUGGGUGGGGCGCGCAAGUGAAAGUGUUCGAAGCGCAAGCAGCAGGAGAAGUGAACGAAGCAACGGCAACGAUAAUGGCAAUGACAAAGCCGGGUCCCCACCACCCUCCAGGGAGACUACCAAGAGGGAACCCGCUCCAAUGCAGAAGGACCGAGAAACUUUACGAGCUGAACUGAAGAAAAAAUUAGAGAAGUUUAAAAGGGAGAAUGGAAUUUGUGAUGGGGAAAACGGAAGAGCUGCAGAAGAGGAGGAACAAAGCGUGUCUCAAGACAGAAGCUUAAGUAAAGGGUACCCAAACCGGAAGAACAGGAAACGUCCACGAGGAGGAAGUAACUCCACAAUCAAUCGCUCCACAUCGCGUGGGGUGAAAAAACGACCAAGUUAUGACAGCAGGGAGUUGUAUAUGCCCCCCAAUAGAAAUAGAAUUAACCGUUAUAAUCCAAACGAGCGUUAUAGAAGGGGUGCCAGUAACUCCCCCCGGUUUAGCUCUGCCGAAAGGGACCAUAGGAGGGACUACCGAGGGAGGAUGGUCCCUCGAAGGGACAGUCCCUCGUAUGAGGAGCGUUUCAGAAGGGGGAUGCACGACAGUCCGAGGAGAGGUAGAAGUCGUGAUCGGGAUAGAAGCCGAGAUCGCAUUCGAAGCGGGGACCGCCACAGACGAAGCAAGGAAAGAGACUCCUGGAGAGAUAGACACAACACAUCCUUGAACGCACGAGAAAGGGGGAGCCAACUGCGGGAUGAUGAUCACGCACACUUCAGGAGGGAAGAAAGACAAAACAGAUAUUUGUACAACCAACGGACAGGAGAAAAAGUAGAAAAGAAAUACUUUCGACACAAAAUUUUCAGACGAUCUAAGUCAUUGUCUCCAAGUACCUGGAAGAAGUUCGUGCCAAACGAUGAUGAUGCUGAUGGGGCAUCCUCCCGUUGCGACCGAGAAGGGAAGGCAGACAACAAAAGGGAUGAGAAGCAUAAACAUAAACACAGAAAAGGUGAAAAAACUCAAAAGGGAAAGCACCGUAAGGGGGACUCCUAUGUUGAUCGGCGCAGUGAUGAGGAUGAUAACGCCGGUAGGAAGAGGAACGGUACUUCCUCCAGGUCUAGGUCGCGCUUGCGUGGUGAAAAGGGAAAAUACAAUAAUAAUGAUACCUCACACAGGCGGAAGAGGGGGGGAAAGAAAUAUUCAAAAAGUGUAUCGUCCGGGGGGGGAGUAGAAAAUGAAAGGAGCCUCGAAAAGGGGAAGAGGCGAUCAUCCGUGGAGAGAAGAAAAAGCAAAAAGGAGAAAAAGUCCUCCAGAAAGGACAACCAUCGCAGAUACAGAAGCAGCAGCAGGAGUAGUAGCAAUUACAGCGACAGCCACAAGCGGGACAAAAAAAAACAUAAACACAGAAAGCACGAAGAGGUGAAAAGACGAAGCGAAAAAGAACGCAAGGAAAAAAAAAAGAGGAAGAGCAAACAUGAGGAGAAAAAAAAAAAGAAGAAUAGCAAGCAUGAAGAAAGCAAGAAGAAAUCCAAAAGGAGAAACAAACAUAAAAGAGGAUCGGACUAUUCUGACAGUGAUGGGGAAAAGAGCGACGCGGCCGCCACAUCUGCCACGUCUGCCACGUCCCUGUCCUUCCUGUGUGAGGGGUACGACUCUCUGCAUGAUGUGGACGUGAGCAAGGAGGGAGUAUGUGAAAAGGGGAAGAAGUCGGAGGAGAGUAAAAUAGAGGUGAACGAAACGGAAGAGAGUAAAAUGGAGGUGAACGAAACGGAAGAGAGUAAAAUGGAGGUGAACGAAACGGAAGAGAAGGAAGAAGAACUGCUCGAAGCGCAGGAGGGGGAAGACUCAUCCGGAGAAGGAAGCGACGUGGGACCCAAGCCACUAGACGUGAACGUUAAAUUAGCCAACCAACAAAUAGACUAUGGUGUGGCCAUGAUGCCCGGAGAGGGGCAAGCCAUUGCACAGUUCGUACAAAAGGGGAAGAGAAUUCCAAGAAGAGGAGAAGUCGGGUUGUCUGCUGAGGCGAUUGAAAAUUUCGAGAGCCUUGGUUAUGUCAUGAGUGGAUCGAGGCACAAAAGAAUGAACGCCAUCCGUAUGCGAAAGGAGAAUCAGGUAUACAGCGCCGAGGAGCAGAGGGCCCUGGCCAUGUUUAACUACGAGGAGAGGGCCAAUAGGGAGAAUGCCCUCAUAAGUGACUUGAAGGAGGUUUUGCGGAAGCAGAACGAGGCAAUCCUAAACGAGAGUAAGAAUAACUAA
Molecule: messenger RNA, 2541 nt
Organism: Plasmodium coatneyi
Lineage: Eukaryota; Apicomplexa; Aconoidasida; Haemosporida; Plasmodiidae
Product: Heat shock protein 86 family
Exons: 2
Coding region: 1-2541 (846 amino acids)
Biological process (GO): regulation of gene expression
Cellular component (GO): nucleus
Molecular function (GO): chromatin binding
Source: RefSeq, a predicted model, not a curated record